AGGGAGCCAACUUCUGUCGCCUGUGUAUAUGAAACCAACUUGUCCAAAAUACAGAAAACCCACCCACCAAAAACCGCUCGCUAAAAGACCCAGAGAUGAUUUAUUAACUGGAGUCCCGGCAACUUUGCGUUUAUACCCCAAAAGUUUAUUGUACACAUUGCUUUGUCGCACAAAAUCAACGUCAUUGGUCACGUUCACUCAGCUGUUUCGAGCUCAUCCCAGAGGCCGGAAUAAGAGUCAUUUUGAAAAUAAUAUUGCUGUAAUUACCAAGUUCAUGCUCUGGACGUGACUUUCCACUAAGCAAGGGCCCUGUGCCAGAGACAGCAUGCGGCCCCUCAGAGACGCCCAGCUGGGGGCCUUCACUUUCUUCGCCUCAGCUCUCCCCCACGACGUCUGCGGGAGCAAUGGCCUGCCCCUCACCCCCAACUCCAUCAAAAUCCUGGGGCGCUUCCAGAUCCUCAAGACCAUCACUCAUCCCAGGCUUUGCCAGUAUGUGGACAUCUCCAGAGGGAAACAUGAGCGGCUGGUUGUUGUGGCUGAACACUAUGAGAGCAGUUUGAGUGAUUUCCAGAAACAGGGAAAAACAGUCAGCCCAGAGAAGGUGUUGCAGAUAGCCUAUGAAGUCCUGGAAGGCCUGGACUUCAUGAACAAACAUGGUAUGGUGCACAGAGCCCUCAGCGCACACAACGUCCUCAUGGACUGUAAGGGGAACAUCAAGUUAGCAAAGUUCGGUCUAUAUCACAUGACUGAUCAUGGAGCCGAUGUGGAUUUUCCCAUUGGGUACCCAUCAUACCUUGCUCCAGAGGUGAUUGCCCAGGGCUCUUUCCACCCCAGCGACCCGUCCCACGAUGAAGCUCCUCUGCCCUCAGGGCCCAAGACAGAUGUCUGGUCGCUUGGGGUUUUGCUCUUUGAAAUGUGUGCUGGCAGGCGAUUGCUGCAGAAUAUUGAUAUAAGUGAGAGGCUAAAAUUCAUCCUAACCUUGGGUUGCAUGGAUGACAUUGUCACUGUCCUUGCUGAGGAGCAUGGAUCCCUGGAUGCCAUCAAGGAGCUGCCAGAGAAUGUUUUAGAGUUAUUACGGAAAUGCUUGACAUUUCAUCCGUCCAAAAGGCCGACCCCUGCAGAGCUGCUGGGCGACCCACUGUUUAAUGGGGUCUCCUGCCUCUACACUCCCUUCCAGAAGGUGGUUAGCCUCUUCUCCUCCUCCCUGCGCUGUGCACAUCUAGAGCUCCCAGAGGACAUCAGUGACCUUUGCAAAGAUGAUGAUGAAGACUACCUGUCAGAGCGGGCCAUAGAUGAGGUGUACCAUCUGUGGUGUCUGGCAGGCGGAGACCUGGAGAAAGAGCUGACAAACAAGGAGAUCAUCCAGUCCAAACCUCCAGUCUGCACACUGCCAAAUUUUCUUCUGGAGGAUGGGGAGUCAUUUGGCCAGGGCAGGGAUCGCAGUUUCCUGCUAGACGACACCACAGUGACACUGUCUCUCUGCCAGCUCAGAAAUAGACUGAAGGAUGUGGCAGGAGAAGCCUAUUACCCUCUGCUGGAGGACGAACAGUCAAGUCUGCCCCAGUCCAACAGCAGCAAUGAACUGUCGGCCACCGUCACCCUACCACUCAUCAUCCGUGAGAGGGACACAGAGUACCAGCUCAUCCGCAUCAUCCUCUUUGACAGGCUUCUCAAGGCCUAUCCUUACAAGAAGAACCUUGUGUGGAAAGAGGCCAGAGUGGACAUUCCCCCUCUCAUUCGAGGACUGGCCUGGGCUGCACUGCUCGGCAUUGAGGGAGACAUUCAGGCCAAAUAUGACAGCAUUGACAAGGACACUCCGAUCCCAACUGACCGACAGAUUGAGGUGGAUAUCCCACGCUGCCAUCAGUACGACGAGCUGCUGUCGUCUCCCCAGGGCCACAUCAAGUUCAGACGUGUGUUGAAAGCCUGGGUGGUGUCCCACCCUGACUUGGUCUACUGGCAGGGAUUGGAUUCACUUUGUGCCCCAUUCCUGUACUUGAAUUUCAACAAUGAAGCCUUGGCAUACGCCUGUAUGUCGGCCUUCAUCCCCAAAUACCUGUACAACUUCUUCCUGAAGGACAACUCUCAUGUCAUCCAAGAGUACUUGACUGUCUUCUCCCAAAUGAUUGCUUUCCAUGACCCAGAGUUAAGCAACCAUUUAAAUGAGAUUGGCUUCAUCCCAGACCUUUAUGCUAUUCCCUGGUUCCUGACUAUGUUUACACAUGUGUUCCCAUUGCACAAGAUCUUUCACCUGUGGGACACACUCCUGCUGGGCAACUCCUCGUUCCCAUUCUGUAUCGGCGUGGCCAUACUGCAGCAGCUCAGGGAUCGCCUCCUGGCUAAUGGCUUCAAUGAGUGCAUCCUGCUUUUCUCUGACCUGCCAGAGAUUGACAUUGAGAAGUGUGUCCGUGAAUCUAUCAACCUCUUCUGCUGGACGCCAAAGAGUGCUACGUACCGCCAACACGCCCAGCCACCAAAGGCCGCUGGUGACAAUGGCUAUGGGAAAACUGCAACGUACUACUCCUCUGACUACCAGGACAUGCCCAAGACAGACUUGUCUCGAGAGCCACUGGCGCUGAGUGACCUCAAAGCAGAAGUGUCACCGAGGGUCUCUGCUGAGGAUUUAAUCGACCUCUGUGAGCUGUCACCGGGUGGGUCCACCAAGAGGACCAAAGCCAGCAAGCCCAAAAUCGUCGCUGUUGACAUCCGCAGUGUGGAGGACUUCAGCAGAGGCCACAUCUCUGGCAGCAUCAACAUCCCCUACAGCACAGCGUUCGGCCCCGACGGUGAGGUGCUGCAGUGUCCUGCAGCGGGAGCGCUCCAAAACUUCAGAGGGCGCGUCAUUGUGGUCAUCAGCCAUGCCAUGAAGAGUGCUGCAAUGUUUGCAGCCCAUCUGGUCAAAGUGAACUUUCCACGGGUUUGUAUCCUGGAUGGAGGAAUCAACAAGAUGAAGCCCACUGGACUCCUGACCGUGCCGUCGCCCCAGAUCUGACCACAACCCUCAUUCCACAGUCAAAUUCACCCUCACAUGAACAAAAGGCAGCAGAGGAAACAAACCGUGUUUUGUACUGAUACUGAAAAGGAAAGAUGAAAGAAAAAUGUCAUCAUUGUGUGUAGACGUGUGUAGCAACUAACUUCAAAGAACUGUGCUUCAGAUCACCGCCUUGCAAUGAUCAAACAAUGAAAAUCUGUAUCAAGUAAUAUUCAUUUUUUUUAACCCAUUUUUUUUUAAGUUCACUGGAUAAAUCGGACAACUUAUCAAAGGUGUGACAAGUAAUAAAAGACUAGAUUAAAUAAAACAUUUACACUA
Molecule: messenger RNA, 3310 nt
Organism: Myripristis murdjan (pinecone soldierfish)
Lineage: Eukaryota; Metazoa; Chordata; Actinopteri; Holocentriformes; Holocentridae
Gene: tbck
Product: TBC1 domain containing kinase
Exons: 26
Coding region: 326-2992 (888 amino acids)
Biological process (GO): protein phosphorylation
Cellular component (GO): nucleus
Molecular function (GO): protein kinase activity; ATP binding
Source: RefSeq, a predicted model, not a curated record